AUGUUUAUGAAGAGAAACCUGGAAGGGAUGGGAGUGGGACGGGGGUUUGAAAAUGGAAUAGAAGCAAUUUAUUCUGAGCAAAAAGCUAAAUUGAUAGUAAACAAUGUGGUGACAGAUGAGUUCAAAAUUGAAAAAGGGACACGACAAGGGUGCCCCCUAUCCCCCCUUUUAUUUAUUUCAGUCCUGGAGGUGUUACUGAACAUGAUUAGGAAGGACCGGUUGAUACAAGGAAUACAGGUCGGAGCGAAACAAUAUAAAUUGAAAGCUUUUGCAGAUGAUUUGGUUUUAACAUUACAGGAGCCAGAAUCUAGUACAAAAGAGUAUUAG
Molecule: messenger RNA, 327 nt
Organism: Podarcis lilfordi (Lilford's wall lizard)
Lineage: Eukaryota; Metazoa; Chordata; Lepidosauria; Squamata; Lacertidae
Source: the annotation of a GenBank genome assembly